This is a messenger RNA of Penicillium longicatenatum, 723 nucleotides long. Its product is annotated as B3/B4 domain-containing protein. Gene Ontology annotation, molecular function: phenylalanine-tRNA ligase activity; RNA binding. The coding region runs from base 1 to 723 and encodes 240 amino acids. Lineage: Eukaryota; Fungi; Ascomycota; Eurotiomycetes; Eurotiales; Aspergillaceae. The transcript has a single exon. The record is from RefSeq and is a predicted model, not a curated record.
AUGGGCGAGACACUCUCGGCACAGAAGCUGCUGGAGGCUGCGCGAGUAGUUCCAGAGAUUUAUGAGCUACGUCCGGAUUAUCGAGCUCUCCUGAUGGUGGUUGAGGGUAUUCCUGCGGGUCCUAGCGAUGACUUCAGUGAAAACCUUCUACAGGAGGCUGAAUCUUCUAUCAAAGACCUGCUCUUGAAACAUCCCAUCACCGAGUUUCCACAUAUCGCCGCAUGGAGGGAUGCUUACAAGGCUUUUGGAGCUAAGCCUAAUAAGACACGCAACAGCCUAGAGGCAUUGACACGCCGUGCAGAGCAAGGCCUACCGCGUGUAAACCGGUUGACGGACAUUUACAAUGCUAUUUCCGUCAAGCAUCAAAUUCCACUGGGCGGCGAAGAUCUCGAUAAAUACGAUGGAUCGCCGUUUCUGAUCCGCGCAACUGGGCAGGAAUCAUUCCAGACAUUCUACGGUGGGGAGCCACAAACCGAGCUCGCAGCACCUGGCGAGCCUAUAUGGUGUGACGAUACUGGCAUCACUUGCCGCCGCUGGAACUGGCGACAGGGCCCGCGGACAGCAUUGACUGAUGACAGCACACGUGUUUUGUUUAUCUUGGAUGCAUUGGAGCCGCUUUCUGACGUUGCUUUGGUUCAAGCUGCCGACGAGCUUGCCUCGGCAUUGAAACGCUUAUCCCCGGAGGUGAAAACGACGUACCGAAUUAUUGGUCCUUCCGCUUGA